Messenger RNA from Manihot esculenta (cassava), 672 nucleotides. RefSeq lists its product as uncharacterized. The coding region runs from base 1 to 672 and encodes 223 amino acids. Lineage: Eukaryota; Viridiplantae; Streptophyta; Magnoliopsida; Malpighiales; Euphorbiaceae. The transcript has 2 exons. Gene Ontology annotation, molecular function: nucleic acid binding; zinc ion binding. The record is from RefSeq and is a predicted model, not a curated record.
AUGUGUGCCUGUGUGCCUGUUGUGUUUCAGGACGCUGAGAUGCACGGUGCUCAUAGCUCGAUAGAGUCAGACCCAUCUGAGUGGGAAGGUAUGGAGAUAAGUAAAGAAGGAAUGGAGCCAGGAAGAGUGUCCGGAGACAGCAUGAGAGAAGAGAGGAUGGAUCUGAGACGGGCUGAGGAUGUAAGAGUGAUGGAGGUAGACGUCCGGAGGAGGGAUGUUGGUGUGCAAGUGAACAUGGAUGAGGAAAGCAUGGAAAAGUCUCAAAAGGACGCCCAGGCUAAGGGUUCUAGGAAUUCAAGUGCAGGAGAAGUGGAUCCCUCCAUUCUGAGUACAGCAGCGAAGAGAGGGAAGAAGAAGGUGAGAGGCCUUCAAAAGACGAAGAAGGGCAAGGGUUGGCAGAGACCUGGUGGUGGCUCGAGUUUUGGCUCAGGCCCUCCAAGAUGUUUGACGUGUGGCAAGUUACAUCGUGGACCUUGUCGGAAGGGGACAACGGCUUGUUUCAGGUGUGGACAGGAAGGGCACUUUGCGCGUGACUGUCCUACUUCGCCCAGGGUGGUACAAGCCCAACGGUUAGCUACCAGGAAUGUAGGUCAGGCCAGUCACCAGGGACAUAGAGGAGCAGCCACAGCGGACACAGUGAUGCCAGGUGCUCUAGGAGCUUUGAGCAGUUGA